AUGUGCAUCAAGUGUAAAACUUGCAGCGUCACUCUCAACCAAGACAGUGAAGACUUCGAAAACUGCGUCAAAGGAGAUGUUACUGAAUCAAAAUGGUACCCAAAAUACGAAAAUGGGCUCCCAGUGGUUUGUGCAAUUCUCAAGAGCCAAGAAGACUACAGUGUUACUUUUUAUGGCGAGUUCAAAUAUUCUCUUGAGCGUGGCGCCAUCACAAAAGUGAAUCCAGCUCAUUUCUACAACUGGAACGAAGCCAAGCUUGAGACCCGGCAAGAUACCGUUGUUUCUUGUGUCGGAGAUAAAUGCAACGGACUAUCUGCUACAUCUCUUCCUGUUCGGCCGAUUCAAGCUCCAAGGAACGCACAAAGAACGAAUUCAACGUGUUACUCUUGCAGCUCAGAUGAAAUCGGCCCUUGUUUUUAUGAUCAGUCCGAUAUUGGCGAAUAUGCUUCAACGACAACAUGUACUGAAGGAUGUCAAACUCGUUUCACUAUGAAUCGAAAGAAAAAUCCUCUCAGUUUCUUUGGCGAUUCCGAAUCUCGGGUCACUCGAGGUUGUGGCGACGAACCAUUGAAAGUGAGUACCCAAGAACUUUGGGCAUGUAUCGGUCACGAUUGCAAUUACUUUGACGACCCAAUGCUGCCCGAACGCCAACUUCCAAAUGAUCCGAUUCCCAACGAUGUGGAAGAGGUAUUUUGUGCUCAGCAAGAAUGCAUUGAGUGUCAACAUUGUGUCCAUAUUUUCAUCUACUCUGAUCCUCGUCAGAAGGGCUAUCCAUGUGGCCUUCGAAAAUUCAGACGAUUCUAUAAGCUUGGAGAUCAGACAAUCGAAAAUGUGUGCACAACCGAUUUUGGGCUUCGCGAAGAUGGUGGAUGGAGUCGAGUUGGCUUCAUUGAGCACAAAGUGACACCAAAGCCGAUGAGUACGGAGCUAGAAGAAUCAGUUCUUCUUGAAAACGAGAAAUACACCAUUAAUACUGUCCUAAGCCAAGCGGAAAGUGCCAGUGGCUGUCCUAUUUGUGUCGAAGGGGGUUGCAACAAUGUUACUGUUUUCAACAACUGCGCUGUCGAAGACAUUUGCGCCUCCGUCGUGACUACUCGUCUAUCAGACGCCGAAACAGUAGUUAUUCAAAAAUGCGCGACACCACAGCAGAUUAAUGAUUUCCAUAAUGGACGACGGUCCAUAACUCAACAGCUCAAGCGAAGUCAGUGUGAUGACUCGGCCGGAUGCAAUGAAGUUGGAUUUAAUCCCUACGAAUGGUCCUUUGAACCAAGUGCGAAUCUCAAGUACCCGCCACAAAUGCUCACAAGAGGUCAAUCUGAUCAAGUUAGAAUCGACAUGCAAGGCUCAACUCCAGCUUGUACUGACCCUUCGAAGUGCCUCACUUGCUACAAAUGCUCCUAUGUCUUGUUUGAAAUCGAUGGAGUAGUGACUGAAUCCGGCACUGCAUGCAAAGGCGACCAAGACACCAGUUCACUGGACCUCAUUCCAGUCUGGAAUACUUUCUGCUGGCCCGAACUCGCUGAUGUUGGAUAUGAUGGAAUUCACGGAAGCUACGACAACCUAGAAUGUCACGAAGAACAGAGCUUGCAUCAGAUGACCUGCGGAGUCGACACUUCCGUAGAUCGAUUUGCAGGCGCUGGAACUAAAAUGCUUCAAGUAAAUCGCUUCUACGCCGGUUUUGCUGGAACGUAUGAAUUCGGAAUCCCUGAAUUUGGUGGUGUCUACAAUAUCCUUAAAGAAACAAACGUCGUAGGCAAAUGCCCCGGCAAUAACUGCAAUGACAUCGCUCUUGAUCAAUCUUUGCCGAUCCUGGAUCUUAGUAAUGAGACUUACUGCAAGAGUUGCUUCUAUCAACGAGCCGAUAAUGCAUACACUCUUUACGGAAACUUUGGCGAUGAAGAUUGCCUCGAUAAUCCAAGAGAUGUUGGCUCUGGAAGAUGCAAUGAAAAUGAAGUGUGUACUAUCAAAAUCAAUCAAAUCGCACAUAAUCUCAACAAUCUCAAUCCAGGUCUCAAUUCAAGAGUCGAUACUAUCUCUCGUGGUUGCAUCCCAUGGCGCAUCCCAGGACUCCGACCAGAAGUGCAAAGUGACAUAAACCGAAUCGUCGUUUGCUUGACCAACGAAUGCAAUAGUCUCCUGGUUGACUUUGACGCAGAAGACCUUAUUCAACUACCACAGGCUGGAUCUUGGGAUCAACCAAUUGAUCCCGCUCUUGUGCCAUUCUCUUGCGGAACAUUCGAUAACGAAUGUAUCGGUUGCUUGAGUUGCGAGUCUGAUCAUGCUGAUCCUUCAAACGCGGAUAUCUGCAGAUACAGCCCUGAGUUGAUUACAAAUGGAAUCUUCAGACGACGCUAUUUUGAUCCGUUGAGAUCUGACUGGGUCAUCAACCAAUGUUCAACAAGAACAGCAACUAUCAGCGGCCCUCUCGGCAAUAGAAUCAACAUCAUGGACCGGGGAGUAAGCCAGAGUGAAGCAGGAGUCGAGGAUUCUUCCUACACUUCAACACUUUGCAAAGGUCACAUGUGUAAUGGCCAAGAAGAAGUAGAAACGCCAGCGAGCCCGAGAAUGUGUUUCUUGUGUCAGAACACUGCUGAAUGUAGAAGUGGCAUUUUCGAUGAAGUCGCGGCAGCAAGACAAAGUGAGUUCUGCAAGAGUGGAAUUUGCGAGACAAGAUGGAGUGGAGAAAAUGUCAUCAGGAGAUGCGUUGACAGUCCGGUCAUUCUUACCUACGCAAACGAUAUAUUCAGCACUCAAGAGGAGACAACUCCAUUCAAUGUCACCGUCGAAGAACAUGUAGAAACUUGCGAGGGAAAUUCUUGUAAUUCGAAAUUCGUUGGCGUCGACAAUCAAAUCUACGACGAAGCACCAGCAUUCGAGCCAAUGGAAGAGCCAUCUCCAGUUCCAAGACCAGAGUCAUGCGAUGAUCCACUGAACCCAGGUGUUGAUACAGAUCUCUGCAUCAAAUGCUACAACUGCCAAAACGUCGUUGACGAAAUUGACAUCCCCGAUGACGUUGCUUGUUACAACCAGUUGGAUUCAGCUUUUGAAAGUUACUUCUUCAAAUCAACUGCUGGAAUCCCAACGAUGUGUGGCCUCCGAGUUGACAAAAAGGUUUCUACCGAUGGUUACCAUUAUGUCAUCAAAAGAACAGCUUACAGUGGAAUUGACCCAUUGAGUGUGACCGAUGAGAAAAAUCAUCGGCUAGAAAUUUUCAGAUCGAGCCACUUGAAUUGCAAGGAUGAACUCUGCAACAGUUACGCAAUCAACGAGCUUCCAGUUCCUCCCAUUCGUCUACCAAGAUCCACAGACUCGAAAAAUGACGGUCUUCAGUGCUACAACUGUACCUAUUCUACCGACAUUGAUGGCGGCAACACAGAAUGUGCCUUUGAUCCAUCCUCAGUCGCAACAUGCGGACCAGCCGAGUACUGUGACCUUCGUGUCACUGAAACUAUCGAUUUUGAAACAAGUACCUUCGUUAACUCCCAGAAAUACGAAGUAGAACGACAAUGCAAACCUCAAAUUUACUAUGGUUCUUUCUUUUUCAAUUCUCGAACAAUUGAGACAUGGGCUUGUCUUGGAGAUUUAUGUAAUGGACAGACUGAGGAUGCCCAGCCGCCACCUUACCCAGAUGUGCCGAUAAGCGAUGAAAGGUGGCAAGAGCCGAUUCCAAGAGACGAAGUCGCCACGAUCUGUAACUGGGUUGAUUGCAUCGAGUGCCUUACUUGCGACAUCAGCUACGCUGUGAACCAGAACAAGCCCGGGCAAUCUGUUCUCGAAGAACAAUGCACCACCGAAUCUUAUCGAGCAAAUUAUCUGAAUAGAAGACAAACCUCUAGCCUCUGGUACAACCAGUGCUCUGUGCAAAAUGGAAUCCGUGUUAUUGGAAAAACACCAACUUAUUUCCUGAAAGCUGGUGUCGCUCGAACCGAUGAACCAGGCAAGGUCAUCAAUGGUUUGCUCAAGAAAGUAACUAAGUUGACUGAGGCACGCGAGUCUGUAAGAGCACUCAUCUGUGAUGUUUGUGAUGAUGCAGUCAGCUGCGAAGCACCGGAGGACACAUGUUUUGCAGAUAAUGGAGUCUGUGCGGCUGUAACAGAAACAGAAGAUGGAAUCGAAAAGUUGACUAGCAAAUCGUGCGGUUCUUACCAAGAAGCUCAGCUUUUCAACAGCGGUGUCGAUGAAAUCGUUGAAGAUUUUCAAACAGAAACCUGUGCCGAAUCGGACUGCUUUACGACGAAUGAUAUUGCUGAAAAACCGGAGUAUCAUCCAGAGCCUCCAACAACUGAACCACCAAGCACCCAAUCUUCCUCAACACAAUCGUCUACCCAGUCUUCUUCAACAGAAUCCUCCACCCAGUCCUCGACCACAACCACCUCCAGCGCCAAAGAAAUCAUGCUUAGCUCAAUUUUCAGCGUUCUUGCUGUUGUUUUAUUUUUCUAG
Oikopleura dioica is the source of this 4440-nucleotide messenger RNA. NCBI's taxonomy places the organism in Eukaryota, Metazoa, Chordata, Appendicularia, Copelata, Oikopleuridae. The record is from the annotation of a GenBank genome assembly.